UCUUCGGAUCAGCACACUGUACUACACAACCAUCAGAAUGCAACGUCUUGUUGUUAUCGCCUGCCUGGUGGCCGUGGUUGUCGCCGACAGCUACAAGACGCCCAUUCCGAUCCUGAAGGACGACCGAACACAGAACGCCUACGGCGAGUACAGCUUCGACUUCGAGACUGGAAACGGCAUCGCCAGGAACGAGGCCGGAAAGCAGGCUGAUGGGCAGGAGUCCUCUGGAGGAUGGAGCUACACCGCUCCUGAAGGCGUCCCCAUCAAGCUGAGCUUCACCUCCGGCGUGGGCGGUUACCAGCCCGUGGGCGAUCACCUUCCCGUGGCACCCACGCCAGUGCCUCUUCCCUACGAACGCAACGACUACUGAACUCUCCUUCUCUAAUAUCGAUGCGAAUCUGAAAUUAUCUAUGAUAAUAUAUCUAUUUUUUAUUAUUUAUUGAACGAAAUUCGUUCUCAUCAGAUUCGCUCAAUAAAACUUUGACAUAUAUGUUAUCUUCUUGUAUACCCAUAUUUAUAUGUCUCAUUCCCACAAUCAGUAUAAUCCGAUUUUGAAUGCUGAUUAAUAUUGUGAAGUCAUCGUGCA
Molecule: messenger RNA, 586 nt
Organism: Penaeus monodon (black tiger shrimp)
Lineage: Eukaryota; Metazoa; Arthropoda; Malacostraca; Decapoda; Penaeidae
Product: endocuticle structural glycoprotein SgAbd-8-like
Exons: 3
Coding region: 38-370 (110 amino acids)
Cellular component (GO): chitin-based extracellular matrix
Molecular function (GO): structural constituent of chitin-based larval cuticle
Source: RefSeq, a predicted model, not a curated record